Geodia barretti is the source of this 864-nucleotide messenger RNA. The record is from the annotation of a GenBank genome assembly. Lineage: Eukaryota; Metazoa; Porifera; Demospongiae; Tetractinellida; Geodiidae.
AUGAGCGAGAGACAGCGAUCAGAAAGAAUAUUCGGACGUCUACCUGGCUUGCUUGAGGAGAGACAAACCGACAGGGAGCUAGAGAUGCCGAAGACGCGAAGAGAAGAGGGCGGACUGGGAGACUGGUCGAGUACGGGGACGUUUCUGCGGAAACCGUCCUCGGGCUGGCUGCACGAUGACCACGAGCUCCAGGACCAGUCCUCCAUCAACUACAAGAUCAAGGAGAAGCAUAGCACGGAUGGCAGAGUCUGUGGUAAAAACAUUCAGCACCACAAAAGAGAAAGAUUCCAAAACGCAACUCAACAGACUCUGGGAGGAUCAGGACGGGUAUUCCUGGUCCCCGUCGGAUCUCACUUGGCACUCCACGAGGCAAAGGGCCUCUCCGCGGGGGAACCCCCUUUCGAGUCCCAACCCCCCGGUGGCCGGAAUUUUACUCUUAUCUCCCGUUCGAGUCCCCGCGGACCGCCAGCCGUCGCAACCUCCCCUCCUCCUAAGAAUGCAAAAUGGCUUGUAGCUGAAGAUGAGGAGGCCGCUAUCAACGUACUGGUCAGCAGAUACUUGAUCAAUCCUUACGACUACGAUCCAUCAUGUCCAGUGCUCCAGAGACACGCCGCUUCUUUUCCCUUUCCCUCCCUCCGUGGGGUCUACUUCCGAACUCUUGGAGAGGAUCACAUGUCGUCACAUGAACUGUCGGUCGCUGAGGCGGCUCUGCUUGGGCAAUAUCUCCAUGGCAACGACUACGACGAUCCGCGAACGCACACCACGUCGCACAAGUCCCCUCCACAUCCCCUCACACCUCUGCUCGCACUCUGCCUUCCACAGUUCCUCCACACCUCACAUCCCUCCAGUCCAACGGUCUCCUAG